CCCUCCGGCCGUUGAAAUGUCUGCUUCUCGCGAGAAUACGGCGGACGGCGCGCGGUGACGGGAUUUGGAGCCCGGAGAGCGGGGAUUGUGUGCGGAGAGCCGCCAUUGCUGUAGACCGGAGGGGGGAGGGGCUUGUACCGGACAGACGGUGGCGGGUUUUGUGGCUAUGGCCUCCGGGGACACGCUGUACAUCGCGGCGGACGGCUCGGAGAUGCCGGCGGAGUUGGUGGAGCUCCAUGAGAUAGAAGUGGAAUCGAUCCCGGUGGAGACGAUAGAGACGACGGUGGUGGGGGGAGGGGAGGAGAUAAUGAUGGAGGACGAGGAUGAUGAUGAGGACGAUGAUGACGAUGAAGAUGAGGACGAUGAUGAGGAGAGUACCGGAGGAGGGGGCGGCGGGGGCCCUCCGCUCCAUCACCCGCCGAUGAUCGCCCUCCAGCCUCUGGACGAAGCCCCUCACCACCAGGAGGUGAUCCUCGUCCAGACCCGGGAGGAGGUGGUCGGUUCCGAGGAUCUCCGCCCGGAGGACGGCUACGACGAUCAGAUUCUGAUCCCGGCUCCCGGUACCGGAGAUGAGGAUUAUAUGGAGCACAGCCUGCUGACCUCCGCCGGGAGGAGCGGGACGCACCGGGGGAAGAGGAGCGGGGGAGGGAAGAGGACCGGGAAGAAGAGCGGAUAUCUCACCGGCACCGAGCCCCGGAAAUGGGAGCAAAAACAAGUCCAGAUCAAAACCCUGGAGGGCGAAUUCUCCGUCACCAUGUGGGCCUCCGAUGAUAAAAAGGACAUUGACCAUGAGACGGUGGUGGAGGAGCAGAUCAUCGGAGAGAACUCUCCUCCCGAUUAUUCCGAGUACAUGACCGGGAAGAAGCUGCCCCCCGGAGGAAUCCCGGGCAUUGACCUCUCCGAUCCAAAGCAGCUGGCCGAGUUUGCCAGAAUGAAGCCUAGAAAAAUCAAAGAAGACGAUGCGCCAAGAACGAUCGCUUGUCCUCACAAAGGAUGCACCAAGAUGUUCAGGGAUAACUCCGCCAUGAGGAAACACCUACACACCCACGGGCCGCGGGUCCACGUCUGCGCCGAGUGCGGGAAAGCCUUUGUGGAAAGUUCAAAACUAAAGCGACAUCAACUGGUUCAUACUGGAGAGAAACCAUUUCAGUGCACAUUUGAAGGCUGUGGAAAGCGAUUCUCAUUGGACUUCAAUUUGCGCACGCACGUGCGGAUUCACACCGGGGACCGGCCCUAUGUUUGUCCCUUUGACGGCUGCAACAAGAAAUUUGCCCAAUCCACGAAUCUGAAAUCUCACAUUUUAACACACGCCAAAGCCAAAAACAACCAGUAAGACUUUUUGGAAAGACGUGUCACCCAGUGCAGCGUUGUGAUUGGUGUAUAAUCAGAAUACGCCCCUCCCCCCUUUGUAUAUGAAUUCCCAGGAUACAUUUUAAGAGGUUCUUCGUCUCAGAGACAGUUUUGAUAAAGUUCUGUAGUGAAUUCUUCAACGGACGCGGACUUUACAAUCCUGUGCUUAUCAGGUUCUGCCCCCUCCGCCCCAUUUCAGAGUGUUUUUGUUUUGUAAAGUCCCCCCCCACCCCGGCCUGAUCCUGCAGAAGAGUAAGUACCCCUCCCCCCCUGACGUCACCCCUGGGCGCUCACCUCUUGAAUUAUUUUUUUAUUUUAUUGUAUAUUUUCCCGGUGUGCAUAUUGUACACUUCUUGGGGACGGAUGUGAUUGAGGACUUUGCUUGCAGUAGACGCGGACACUUACCGUACUCAAAGCAUACUUCAUUCUUCAAUACUUCAAAAGUAUUUUUUUCCUGCAAGAAAAUAACGAGAAAAAAAAAAAUAGAAAAAAAAGAACAAAAAAAGUUUCUAAUAGGUUUUUGUUUGCUCUUCAUUUGGUUGUAUUUUUAGAUGUUCCACCUUUUUGUAUAAUUGUACCGUAUAUCGCUGUAUGAAUCAUGUAACACCUCGUAGUAGAUGUGAUUUAAGGUAGUGUUGAUUAAAUCCAUUUUAGUGCAUUUCUGGGGGUGGGGGGGAUGGUCAGCCGCCGAGGGGGGGGGGCGGGGUUUGUUUGCGGAGGAGAGUGGCAUAGAUCUGAUUUUAGGAGGUUUUUGUUUGUUUUUUCGCCAUUCAUUGCAUAGCUGCUUCUCUGUGAUCGGCCUCGGGGGGGUUGCUCUUUACCGGAUCCCCCCCCCCCUCCCUCGUAGUCCCUGUAGUGCCUUUAUUCCCAUUUCAGGAGGAGUACAAAUGGGCUUGUGGUCACAAAUCCUUUUGAUGGGAGCUGCCAUUCAUGUAAGUGACCCCCUAACAACCUGCUUCCCUUUCAGUGCCUGUCGAUCCUGCCAGAAAUCCUGUGCCCACCAUCUUUCCUGUGCUGUCACUUUGUGCCCAACUACAGCAUCCCCCCCCUCUGAUAUGGGGAAGGGGGUGUUUGUAGCCCUGCCCUGGGCGACCACACAGCUUCUUGCAUGUAUGAUGAGCGUGCGUUGUCACCCUCAGACAGGAAGUCUGGUACUGGCCGGAACCACCCAAUAAAAACUGCCCAUCGAUCGCUGUGCAUGCUGCAAAUCACUGGACUAGUCAUUCAUUCACCGAAUGUCUUGUGUGGGAAUACAAGGGGUUCCCUGAUUGGAUGAGGUGGAGACUGUGAUGUCACUGCCUUUCCUCUCCCUGCGGUUAGUGUGCAGAGGGGAAGCUGCUAUAUUUGUAGUAUCACGGACUACUACAGUCGUCUUCAGCUUCCACAUCGAUCAAUCGGCUAUGAGAGACGUCAGUCGGCGCUGUGCGUUCUGUUCCUGGGAUUGGAACCGCCAAACCUCCCAAGUCUUUCACCAUCUUUCCUGUGAAUGGCAGCUUGCAUCGAAGGCUUUUAGACUGCCGCUCCCUCUAGCGCCCGCCACUGGUAUGAAGGCUGUACUACACAGGUGAAUGGGCUGUGCUUGUAAACCCCUCCCCUACACCCCUGGCCCCUCCCAGAAGUCAUGCAUUGUUGAUUCUCUUUCCUCGACCGUGGCGGGUGUCUGUCCCCCCGGGUGGUGGCGGGUGUCUGUCUGUCCCCCAGGCGGUGGCAGGUGUCUGUCCCCCCUCCCAGGCGGUGGCAGGUGUCUGUAUCCCCCCCCCCCCCCAAGGCGGUGGCGGGUUCUUGUCCCCGGCAAUGCUUCUAUCACAUUAUUGUAGCUGUAUAAUGGAACUAAUGUACAGAUAUAUAAUGAGGGUGUGCUGCAGGUGAUGGGCGUUGGGGGAGGCGGUCUGUGGCGGCAUAUGCCCGCCCCCAUCCGGUCCUAAUUCAGAAAGCAACUGCAUGGAGACUCUGCAUGAGGCUGUUCCUCUCCUCCCAUCCCCCCAUCAAGGUUUUACCGAUUUACAUUUCUCCACCUCGCUGAGCGUUUUAUUCAGAAUGAAAUCUGCAGAUCGGAUCCUUCGGAUUGGUCUGGACUGUCGGUCAAGAAAGUUUCUUUCCUGUGUUCCUCUCAGACACCGGGCGUACUUUUUGUAUUUUAAUACUGUAAAUACAUUUAUUUCCCAAAAACAA
Molecule: messenger RNA, 3522 nt
Organism: Rana temporaria (common frog)
Lineage: Eukaryota; Metazoa; Chordata; Amphibia; Anura; Ranidae
Gene: YY1
Product: YY1 transcription factor
Exons: 5
Coding region: 167-1333 (388 amino acids)
Biological process (GO): regulation of transcription by RNA polymerase II
Cellular component (GO): transcription regulator complex; PcG protein complex
Molecular function (GO): RNA polymerase II cis-regulatory region sequence-specific DNA binding; DNA-binding transcription factor activity, RNA polymerase II-specific
Source: RefSeq, a predicted model, not a curated record